AUGAAUCCAGACUAUUCAAGAAUAAAAUUCACAUUUCCAUCUUUGGAAAAAUUUAUAAUAAUGGUAUUAUUAGAAUGAGUCUUAGGAUUUUAACAAGAAAAUAGCACUGGAGGACUUAAAAUUUACUUUUACAAAUGUUUUGAAAAUUGAUUUAUUCGGUUAAAAAGUUCAUUUUUCAGUCUCCAAAGGUCUGAAUUUUCUCUAGUUAAAUUCAUAACAAUCACUCUAUGGGCAAUAAAUUUAAGAUCUUUUUAAAACUGAUAAGAAUUACAUCGAAAUUGUAGUAAAGUUUUUACAAGAAGGAGCAUGA
Paramecium sonneborni is the source of this 310-nucleotide messenger RNA. The record is from the annotation of a GenBank genome assembly. Lineage: Eukaryota; Ciliophora; Oligohymenophorea; Peniculida; Parameciidae.